UAUGCCAUUGCUAGUAGACGACGAGUAGUUCUAUCGGACGGCGCAUAGCCAGCGUCGUUCCGCGGGCACUGUCUAGUACUUUUUUUAAACAAUACGAAUUGUUUUAUUCGUUAACGAAAAGAUAAUAACUCUUUGAAAGCAAGCAAAAUGGAUCCCGAAGCUUUUCUAGAUAUGGCCAAUCAGGUCACUAAAUUAAAAAUGUUUCCAUACUUCGACAUCGCUCAUUCUUUACUUUGUGCUCUACACGUCAGAGAGGAUUUGGGACCCGGUGCACAAGCUUUUUCACGAAAGCAUCCAUUAUCAUGUUGGCUCUCUACGAUGUUAGUAGUGUUCGCAAGUGGUAUGCUUUGCAAUGGAUUAUUAGGUGAACCAAUUUUAGCUCCAUUAAAAAACACACCGCAAGUAAUAGUUGCAACUGUUGUUUGGUAUGUAGUAUUUUAUACACCAUUUGAUAUUGGAUAUAAAAUAGCUAAAUUUUUACCAGUGAAAAUUGCAUGUUCUGCAAUGAAGGAGAUAUACAGAUGUAAAAAAGUUUACGACGGAGUGACUCAUGCAGGAAAACUAUAUCCAAAUGCAUACCUUAUCAUGAUAUUAAUCGGAACACUUAAAGGUAAUGGUACUGGAUUUACAAAACUUUUUGAACGACUUAUACGUGGUGUAUGGACACCUACUGCUAUGGAAUUUAUGCAACCUAGUUUCCCGACGAAAGCAUCCAUGGUUGCAUCCAUAAUAUUUGUAUUAGAUAAGAAAACAGCUCUUAUUUCUGCACCCCAUGCAUUAGUAUACUUUGGCAUAGUCAUAUUCUUGGUUUAUUUCAAGCUAUCGUCCAUUUUACUUGGCAUUCAUGAUCCAUUCGUACCUUUCGAAAAUCUAUUUUGUGCCCUAUUUUUGGGUGGAAUCUGGGAUUCGGUUGCUAUAUUAUUCGGUCGAGGUCAAGCAUAGGAUGAGAAAGUAGAUGCUAAAAAAACAAAUUAAGUAUUCAUGGAAUAUUCGAAUAUCCUUUUAACUGUAUUCCUUAUACAGUUUUUAUGGAUUAUUCCACGUUAUAGAUUAAUGUCUGUAACAAAAAAGCGAAGCGCGCUCGCGAAAUAAUGGAAUUAAGAUUUUACUGAAUCUAGACAAAUGAUGUGUAUAGUCGUAAAAAUGACUUUUGACAAAUUGUCAAACAACAAAGGUAUACUAAUUCUAUAUUGUACGUGUUUUUCUAGUUACCAAAGAACAUCUCAUUUUAAACAGUAUAACAACCACUUGAUAGACUGGUAAUAUUAAUUCUCUUUACGAAUAGAGAAAAAAUAUUGAGAUGCUUAAUUUAUUCUCUAGUCAUUAAAUAUAUACAGUGUCCUAAUUUUCAACAUAAUUAAUUAAUAUCUCAACUAUACGAUGAAAUACGUUCUAUCAUUUUUGUUCGUUCACCUAAUCAAUACUUUUAAAAAGUAAUUUGUUACCUGAAUUGAAGCUUCCUAUUGUAUUUUCUAUAACACGAAUCGUAGUUUUUGUACUAUUCCAUACAAGUAUAAAUCUAUUUAAGGAAUGCUCUUUUAAUCAUAUACAUAUAAGUGCAAAAAAUAAUUUAAUGCACUGAGUGAUUCAUAAGACAUAUUAUAUAAAAUAAAAAAAAAAAAUCUAUAAAAGAAAAUCAAAUAAUCUUCCAAGUAUUGCAUUCUACGAAUUAAACAAUAGAAUUAAAUAAUAAGAGAAAUGAGAAAACUUUUAUACUAUUUUAUUAAAACGUAUAAAAAAAUGAUACUUAGAUCCUACAUUUCUUAAAUACAAUAUCGUAUUUGUAAUGUAUUAAUUAAAAAUAAUGGACAAUGUGUAUGUUGUUAUUUGUACAAUGACAAUUAUGAAUAGUAGAUGUGUAUUUUAUAGAUGCUAUACAUUGUGUACAUUUCAAAUUUUCAAAACAAAAUAUUUUAUUUAUGAACGAAUAAUAUCUCUGUUUUAAAUUUUAUGUGGAAUAUUAUAGAUAUACGAAUGACGAUUAUAUUAAUCUACCAAGUUUUAAAAAAGAUUUUAUUUAUCGAUAAAGCUGUGUAUUUUAUAUAUAUAUAUAUAUAUUUCUUUUUCAUGUAUAUUUGUGUGUUUAGUCCGACUAAAUGUGCACUACAUUUUGUAAAGGAUCAUACUGGUUUUUUAAUUGAACAAAAUAUAGUCACGUCUUCAAAAUAAAAUUUUAUUUUUUUCGACAUGAUA
This is a messenger RNA of Vespula pensylvanica (western yellowjacket), 2193 nucleotides long. RefSeq names its product trimeric intracellular cation channel type 1B.1-like. Gene Ontology annotation, cellular component: membrane. NCBI's taxonomy places the organism in Eukaryota, Metazoa, Arthropoda, Insecta, Hymenoptera, Vespidae. Gene Ontology annotation, molecular function: identical protein binding; potassium channel activity. The record is from RefSeq and is a predicted model, not a curated record. Gene Ontology annotation, biological process: potassium ion transmembrane transport. Bases 148 to 942 code for a protein of 264 amino acids. The transcript has 7 exons.